UUUUAUUAAAGCUUCCUUCACACAUUUCAACAAUUUUAUCUCUUUCCUCCACUUUACUUUAGGUAUUUUGCUGACUUGGACGUUGAUGCGCAGACAAAAGCAAGAACUCUUGCACCCCUUAACCAUAUUUUUUGGUUGUAUGUUCAAACUAUCCUUUCUUUCAACCUUAUCUACUUCCUUCCAACUAAUACAAUCCAAAAACAUUAUCAAUAAUAUUAAAAUUAACAAAAAAAGUGAAAAUUUAUGAAUUUAUGAAUUUAAAGAUCAACAAGUAACAUUUUUAAAACUACAAAAAAAUGCUAAUAUUUAGUUCGAAAUUUAAGAAUAACAAUCAAUUUUUUUUUUCAUUUACUUAAAACAAAAAUCUCACCGUGCAUAAACAUUGAACAUAGAAAACCAUAGAUAUUUAUUGAAGAAAAAAAAAGAGCACUUUUUUCCAUUAAGUGGAGACACGUGGGCAUUCUCUGUCUCAGCCAGCAUAUAAAUCGGUCCCGAUGCAUUGCAUUUCCUUUCCCUCAACUCCCACCCAACCGUCCGAUUAAAUGUCCCAAUCAAAUAGUUCACAUCUCUCCACGCUCACUUGUCAUUUACCUUUGAUUCACCAAACUCCUCAUGGCUUGCAAUACGUCCACGCUCCCUCACUUACAUUCCUUGGAUUUAAAUCAAAUCCAACGGCUGAUGCUCUUCUUCAAGUUUCUCUUUCUAAUUUACUCACUGUAACAUUAUGUCCCGCUCUUUCUCCAUCCACUCCAAAAAAAACCACAGAAAAUCUUUCUCAUUGUUUUUAUUAUAAGAAUAUUAUAAGUACUGUUUCCUUUCUCUAUCUAUUUUUUUCUAUUAAUUUUUUUAUAGAAAGAAAUGCAAGAACAAGCAACGAGUUCAAUUGCAGCUAGUUCUUUGCCUUCAAGUAGUGAAAGAUCUUCAAGCUCUGCUCUUCAAGUUGAAAUCAAAGAAGGUAUGGAAAGUGAUGAAGAGAUUCGCAGGGUGCCUGAGAUAGGUGGAGAAGCAACAGCAGCUCCAGCAACGGGUUCUCUGGCUGGUCCGAACCGGGUUCAGCCAUCAGGGGAGGGUGGUCAGAGAAAGCGAGGUAGGAGCCCAGCAGACAAAGAAAACAAGCGCCUAAAGAGGUUGUUGAGAAACAGAGUUUCAGCACAGCAAGCAAGGGAAAGAAAAAAGGCAUACUUAAAUGAGCUAGAAACCAGAGUUAGAGACUUGGAGAAGAAAAACUCUGAGCUUGAAGAGAGGCUGUCCACGUUGCAGAAUGAGAAUCAGAUGCUUCGACAAAUAGUGAAGACCACGACGGCGAGCAGGAGAGGGGGCAAUGGCAGUUCAAAUGCAGCUGCAGAUGGAUGCCUUUGAGGAGUUACUGAGUAUAGAAUUUGUAGGGGGUUGAAAAAACUUAUGUAAAGAGACUUAUGCUUCAGAAAAAUUCUAUUUCCAAUGCAAUGAAGCAGCAUUGACUGUAGAAUCCUAAAUUAUCAAAACUAAACUUUAAUCUCUUAUAGUGAUGGCAAUGAAAGUUGGCUAUGGUUUAAGCCUCGCAACUGCCAACAAGGUGUUUUCUGUUUUGGCUCAUUGAGGCUGAAAAGUCGUAAUUCAUCUGUCCAAAGUUUCUAGUAUUUAUCUAUAUUCUAGAUACACUUAUUGUUAAUUUAUUCUAGUUAAAAGUAGGCCUCAAAGGAACUUAGGCAUGAGUUAUUUGUU
Messenger RNA from Durio zibethinus, 1704 nucleotides. Its product is annotated as transcription factor HY5-like. Gene Ontology annotation, molecular function: DNA-binding transcription factor activity, RNA polymerase II-specific. Lineage: Eukaryota; Viridiplantae; Streptophyta; Magnoliopsida; Malvales; Malvaceae. Gene Ontology annotation, biological process: response to far red light; red or far-red light signaling pathway; response to red light. Gene Ontology annotation, cellular component: nucleus. The record is from RefSeq and is a predicted model, not a curated record.